This is a messenger RNA of Hyalella azteca, 1597 nucleotides long. Its product is annotated as tubulin beta chain. The record is from RefSeq and is a predicted model, not a curated record. The transcript has 5 exons. Gene Ontology annotation, biological process: microtubule cytoskeleton organization; mitotic cell cycle. Gene Ontology annotation, cellular component: cytoplasm; microtubule. The coding region runs from base 33 to 1367 and encodes 444 amino acids. Lineage: Eukaryota; Metazoa; Arthropoda; Malacostraca; Amphipoda; Hyalellidae. Gene Ontology annotation, molecular function: structural constituent of cytoskeleton; GTPase activity; GTP binding.
CGACCGAGAGAGGUUGUGUCCAGCUCUUCACCAUGAGAGAGAUCGUCCACAUGCAAGCCGGCCAGUGCGGCAACCAGAUCGGUGCCAAAUUCUGGGAGAUCAUCAGCGAUGAGCACGGCGUGGACCCCAGCGGCACCUACCGCGGCGACCACGACCUGCAGCUCGAGCGCAUCAACGUCUACUACAACGAAGCAACGGGCGGCAAAUACGUGCCCAGAGCCGUGUUGGUCGAUCUGGAGCCCGGAACGAUGGAUUCCGUGCGAUCCGGGCCUUUCGGACAGCUUUUCCGGCCAGACAACUUCGUAUUCGGCCAGAGUGGCGCGGGCAACAACUGGGCUAAAGGGCACUACACGGAGGGCGCUGAGCUCGUUGACUCGGUGCUGGACUGCGUCAGGAAGGAGAGCGAGGGCUGCGACUGCCUCCAGGGUUUCCAGAUGACCCACUCACUGGGGGGCGGAACUGGGUCAGGAAUGGGCACCCUCCUCAUCUCCAAGAUCAGGGAGGAGUAUCCCGACAGAAUCAUGAACACCUUCUCGGUCGUGCCGAGUCCAAAGGUAUCCGAUACGGUGGUUGAGCCGUACAAUGCGACUCUGUCUGUACAUCAGCUCGUUGAAAACACCGACGAAACUUUCUGCAUCGACAAUGAAGCCUUGUAUGACAUUUGCUUCCGCACACUAAAGUUGUCAACCCCAACUUACGGUGACCUGAACCACCUGGUGUCGUUAACAAUGUCUGGAGUAACAACUUGCCUAAGAUUUCCAGGCCAACUAAAUGCGGACCUCCGAAAAUUGGCCGUCAACAUGGUGCCGUUUCCCCGACUGCAUUUCUUUAUGCCAGGUUUCGCGCCUUUAACAUCGCGUGGCUCACAAAUGUACCGUGCACUAACUGUUCCCGAGCUGACCCAGCAGAUGUUUGAUGCUAAAAACAUGAUGGCAGCGUGCGACCCGAGACACGGUCGUUACCUCACAGUUGCCGCCGUCUUCAGAGGCAGGAUGUCAAUGAAGGAGGUAGAUGAACAGAUGCUUAAUAUCCAAAAUAAGAAUUCCUCUUACUUCGUCGAAUGGAUCCCGAACAACGUGAAAACAGCUGUUUGUGACAUUCCUCCGCGAGGUAUCAAGAUGGCGUCAACAUUCAUCGGCAACUCGACUGCCAUACAGGAGCUUUUCCGUCGUAUUUCUGAGCAGUUCACGGCGAUGUUCAGACGCAAGGCGUUCCUGCACUGGUACACGGGCGAGGGGAUGGAUGAGAUGGAGUUCACCGAGGCCGAGUCCAACAUGAACGAUCUGGUCUCUGAGUAUCAGCAAUACCAAGACGCCACUGCAGAGGAGGAGUUCGAAGACGAAGAAGAGCACGCUGAAGAAGCCUAAAUGCAGCGUGUACACGGGCACAGUUUUGGCGGUCAGUAUAAUUUUCCAAUACUAACCGUCACUACUUAUCAUGCUAAAAACCUAUUAGACAAGGCCUAUAUAGCAUCAUCAUGAGUUGCAGUUAGCAUUUAAGUCGAACUGGCUGCCACUACUGGCACAUUGACACAUAAACCUUUAGAAUUCAGAUAUUCUAAUAUUAAAUGACGUGAAACAUUUUUAUGAGAAUUUCA